GGGCCGCGCGCGAGCGCAGCGGUGGGAGGCGGCGGCGAGUUGCUGAGUGCAGGGUGCUGGUCGUGACCUCCUGGCUUCGGGCGGACGUCAGCCCAGCUUCGUCCUUGCCUCGACCUCUCUCCGGUCUGUUGUGAGCCUCCGCUCGGCCCCGGCCUCGAGGGCCGACCGCUCCGCACCCCCUCGGCCUGCCGGGCCUCAGGCCGCGCCCUGCCCCCGCCAUCGGGCCGAACUCGCCGCGUCGGACCCCGCCGCUUGCCACAGGUUGAGGCCCCAGGCCUGGCCUCACCACGAUGUGGCACGAGGCUCGGAAGCAUGAGCGGAAGCUUCGAGGUAUGAUGGUCGACUACAAAAAGAGGGCAGAGCGGCGGCGAGAGUACUAUGAAAAGAUCAAGAAGGACCCAGCCCAGUUCCUGCAGGUGCAUGGUCGAGCUUGCAAGGUGCACCUGGAUUCUGCAGUUGCCCUGGCCGCCGAGAGCCCCGUUAACAUGAUGCCCUGGCAGGGGGACACCAACAACAUGAUUGACCGCUUCGAUGUCCGCGCCCACCUGGACCACAUCCCUGACUACACCCCGCCUCUGCUCACCACCGUCUCCCCAGAACAGGAGUCGGACGAGCGGAAAUGUAACUACGAGCGCUACCGAGGCCUGGUGCAGAACGACUUUGCUGGCAUCUCAGAGGAGCAGUGCCUGUACCAGAUCUACAUUGACGAGUUAUACGGAGGCCUCCAGAGACCCAGUGAGGAUGAGAAGAAGAAGCUGGCAGAGAAGAAGGCUUCCAUUGGCUACACCUAUGAGGACAGCACGGUGGCCGAGGUGGAGAAGGUGGCAGAGAAGCCGGAGGAGGAGGAGUCACCGGCCGAGGAGGAGAGCAACUCGGACGAAGAUGAGGUCAUCCCCGACAUCGACGUGGAGGUGGACGUGGACGAACUGAACCAGGAGCAGGUGGCAGAUCUCAACAAACAGGCCACGACCUAUGGCAUGGCCGAUGGCGAUUUUGUCAGGAUGCUCCGGAAAGACAAGGAGGAGGCAGAGGCCAUCAAACACGCCAAGGCCCUUGAGGAGGAGAAGGCCAUGUACUCGGGCCGUCGCUCCCGGCGCCAGCGGAGGGAGUUCCGGGAGAAGCGGCUAAGGGGCCGCAAGAUCAGCCCACCCAGCUACGCCCGCCGAGACAGCCCCACCUAUGACCCCUAUAAGCGGUCGCCCUCGGAAUCCAGCUCCGAAUCCCGCUCCCGCUCCCGCUCCCCGACCCCAGGCCGCGAGGAGAAGAUCACAUUCAUCACCAGUUUUGGGGGCAGUGAUGAGGAGGCAGCCGCAGCCGCAGCUGCAGCAGCUGCGUCAGGGGCCGCCACAGGGAAGCCCCCCGCGCCCCCCCAGCCAGGCGGCCCCGCACCGGGACGCAAUGCCAGCGCCCGCCGCCGCUCCUCCACCUCCUCCUCCUCCUCUUCCGCCUCGAGGACCUCCAGCUCCCGCUCCCGCUCCAGCUCCAGCUCCCGCUCCCGCCGCGGCGGGGGCUACUACCGCUCUGGCCGCCAUGCGCGCUCCCGCUCCCGGUCCUGGUCGCGCUCCCGCUCCCGCUCUCGGCGCUACUCGAGAUCCCGGAGCCGCGGCCGGCGGCACUCAGGUGGGGGCUCCCGAGACGGACACCGCUACUCCCGUUCGCCUGCCCGGCGCAGCGGUUACGGGCCCCGGCGCAGAAGCAGGAGCCGCUCCCGCUCAGGGGACCGGUACAGGCGGGGCGGCCGGGGUCCCCGGCACCACAGCAGUAGCCACAGCCGCAGCAGCUGGUCCCUCAGCCCGUCCCGAAGUCGCAGCCUGACUCGCAGCCGCAGCCCCAGCCAGAGCCGCAGCCCCAGCCAGAGCCGCAGCCCCAGCCAGAGCCGCAGCCGCAGUCACUCGCCGUCGCCCCCAAGGGAGAAGCUGGGCAGGCCGGCAGCGUCCCCCGCUGUGGGCGAGAAGCUGAAAAAGACCGAACCUGCUGCUGGUAAAGAGACAGGAGCUGCCAAACUGUCCACUGGGGCUCCCAGACCCUCGUGGCCCGUCUCCACAGCCCGCCAGUCCUGCGCACGUGCCCCCGCAAGUCCCAGGCUCUCGGAUGAGGUGGGUUGUGGAAGCUCCGGGACACCCACCCGGUCUCCUGCCUCUUCUCCCCCUCCCCAGCCCAAGCUGACGCCACAGGAGAAGCUGAAGCUGAGGAUGCAGAAGGCACUGAACAGGCAGUUCAAGGCGGAUAAGAAGGCAGCUCAGGAGAAGAUGAUCCAGCAGGAGCACGAGCGCCAGGAGCGGGAAGACGAGCUUCGAGCCAUGGCCCGCAAGAUCCGUAUGAAGGAACGGGAACGCCGAGAGAAGGAGAGAGAAGAAUGGGAACGCCAGUACAGCCGGCAGAGCCGCUCGCCCUCCCCCCGUUACAGUCGAGAAUACAGCUCUUCCCGAAGGCGCUCAAGGUCCAGAUCCCGAAGCCCCCAUUACCGACAUUAGGCAGAAGCGUCGGGGGGCAGAGGGAUGAGGGGGUGGGGCGAGGGCUCAAGCUGUGAUGCUGCUGGUUUUAUCUCUAAUGAAAUAAAAUCACACAUUAUUUAAUUCUCUUCA
This is a messenger RNA of Balaenoptera ricei (Rice's whale), 2585 nucleotides long. It is a transcript of the gene CLASRP, whose product is annotated as CLK4 associating serine/arginine rich protein. Lineage: Eukaryota; Metazoa; Chordata; Mammalia; Artiodactyla; Balaenopteridae. The record is from RefSeq and is a predicted model, not a curated record. The transcript has 21 exons. Bases 291 to 2474 code for a protein of 727 amino acids.